Molecule: messenger RNA, 759 nt
Organism: Bathycoccus prasinos
Lineage: Eukaryota; Viridiplantae; Chlorophyta; Mamiellophyceae; Mamiellales; Bathycoccaceae
Exons: 1
Coding region: 1-759 (252 amino acids)
Biological process (GO): nucleoside catabolic process
Molecular function (GO): adenosylhomocysteine nucleosidase activity; methylthioadenosine nucleosidase activity
Source: RefSeq, a predicted model, not a curated record
AUGGGAGCAAUCAAAACCAUCGCGUUGCUCAUCGCCAUGGAAGCCGAGGCUGAGCCUUUAAUCAGUUCGUUUAAGCUUUUGCCGUGUCCGAAAUCGCACCAUCACGCGCCGUUACCGUCGGUCGUUCGGAGCGGGGAAAUCUCUUUCGGUGAAGAGAAUAAAGCGGUCGAGAUAGUCCUCGUGACGUGUGGCCAAGAUGCCACGCACGCGGUGGAUUCGGUCGGCACAGUUAACGCCGCGUUGUGCGCGUACGAGGUUUUAAAAACGCACAGACCGGACGUGUUAAUAAACGCCGGGACCGCCGGUGGGUUUCAAAGCAAAGGGUGCGAAAUCGGGGACGUGUUUCUCGUCUCCGAGGUGAAAUUUCACGACCGGAGGAUACCGAUACCGACGUUUACGUCGUACGGGAUCGGCGCGAUCGAAACUUUGAAAACGCCAAACAUGAGAAAAGAGAUUACGAGUUUGAAAUCGGGAAUAUGUUCCACGGGAAAUUCCUUGGACGCGACGGAUGUUGACCGGGAGAUGAUGCUCCAAAACGACGCGAGCGUGAAGGAGAUGGAAGCCGCCGCGGUGGCGAAAGUGUGCGAGAUGUUUAAAACGCCGUUCGUGUGCGUGAAGGCGAUUACCGAUAUCGUCGACGGACCGCACGCGACGGAGACGGAGUUUUUGGAGAAUUUAGCCAUGGCUGGAAGGCGGUUGCAAGAAAACGUGCCGAAAGUGUUGGAGUUUAUGAGCGGGAAAAGCGUCGCCGACCUCUAA